Messenger RNA from Polyodon spathula (Mississippi paddlefish), 2859 nucleotides. RefSeq names its product bone morphogenetic protein 5-like. The record is from RefSeq and is a predicted model, not a curated record. Gene Ontology annotation, biological process: SMAD protein signal transduction. The transcript is spliced from 7 exons. Gene Ontology annotation, molecular function: growth factor activity; cytokine activity. Gene Ontology annotation, cellular component: extracellular region. The coding region runs from base 724 to 2091 and encodes 455 amino acids. NCBI's taxonomy places the organism in Eukaryota, Metazoa, Chordata, Actinopteri, Acipenseriformes, Polyodontidae.
UUUAGGCUGGGGUGGACUGGCAAAAGCAAUUGGGUUCUACACAUUCCAUCGGAAUAUACAGAGGUGCUGACGUUAAGCAUUGAAAUGCAAAUAUAAACAGUGGUUUACUUAGACGCCUUCUUUGUUCCCAGAAAAGUGGGUAGCUUUUAAAUUUAUUUCACUACAGUGGUUUUAACCUGGCAUCUGUCUGUGACCGAAUUGUAAGGUGCUAGUGAGGGACACUGAAGAUACUCCGAGAAUUGUGUAUGAACACAUAACAGACUGUGAUACUGAAACUUGACAUUUUGCGCUGUGAUACACGUGGACUUCUUUUUUAUUAGUUUUAUUUUUUAUUACUGCUCAGAAGUAAAGUUGAGAUGAAGAAUAAAUAUUGCUUCCACUUUCGGGGUAUUUAAACGAUUGCAAAAUAUAUAUAUAACCCCUUUCAAGGAAAAUAUAUAUUUUAACUUUGAAAAGGAAUACCUAUUCAGCAGGAAUCAUUAAAAAGGAAACCAAAGGAUUACUUUAGUAUAAUGAAAAGUAAAAACGAUGCAAAAAUCCAAUGAUGGAACACGCUCGCUGAAGAGAACAUUAAAACAAAAAGGAAGAUAAAACACAAUUUAAACAAAGUAAUUUCCGGGAAUGGAAAAAGACUGGCACUGAAGUGCCACUGAGAGGAAAACGUGAACGUUUUGUUCUCUGUUAUUGCAUAUUACAUUUUUCGAAAGCUGAACUAAAGUUAAAAUGAAACCCUUAACACUUCUAUAUCGAACCAUACUUGGACUUCUGUGGAACUGUUGGGGUUUGAUGGAUUGUGUUCAUUGUGGUUUGGGGGACAACCAUGUCCAUUCCAGUUUUAUUUACAGGAGGUUGCGCAACCAUGAAAGACGAGAGAUUCAGAGAGAAAUCCUUUCAAUUUUGGGCUUACCACAUCGUCCCAGGCCGUUUUCCCCUGGCAAACAGGCUUCAUCUGCACCACUUUUUAUGUUGGACCUGUACAAUGCCAUGGCAAGCGAGGAGGAAAACGGGGUUGUGGACAGCACCCUGAAGGGGUCCCGCAGAAAGGCACAGGGAGGCUCGCGCAAAGGGUACCAUGCAUUUCCAAACGGAUUCUCUCGCGCAGCACAGUCGAACCGCACAUCCCUCCUAACAACCCAAAGACCCCCACUGGCAAACGCACACGAUACCACAUAUCUGAAUGAUGCUGACAUGGUUAUGAGCUUUGUGAACUUAGUUGAAAAAGACAAGGAUUUCUCCUAUCAGAGAAGGUAUUACAAGGAGUUUCGGUUUGAUCUCACUCAAAUCCCUGACGGAGAAACAGUAACGGCUGCAGAGUUUAGGAUUUAUAAAGAACACAGUAACGCUCGAUACGAGAACAAAACCUUGAAGAUUAGCAUAUAUCAAGUCAUCAAGGAAUAUCAAAAUAGAGAUUCAGGCAUUUUCUUCUUAGACUCAAAGAAGAUAAAUGCCUCUGAUGGUGGCUGGCUGGUUUUUGACAUAACUGCUACAAGCAACCACUGGGUGCUAAGCCCCCAACAAAACAUGGGCCUUCAACUUUGUAUUGAAACAAUGGAAGGUCGCAGCCUCCACAUCAAAUCUGCGGGCAUGGUCGGAAGAAGUGGGCCUCAGUCGAAGCAACCGUUCAUGGUAGCUUUCUUCAAGGCGAGUGGAGUGCUGGUUCGAUCAGUGAGGGCUGCCAACCAUAAAAGAAAAAAUCAAAACAAGAACAAAGCUGCUCAUCAUCAAGAUUCCUCAAGGGUAACCAAUGCUGGCGAUUACAACACCAGUGAAAAAAAGCAAGCCUGUAAGAAGCAUGAACUCUAUGUAAGCUUCCGUGACCUGGGUUGGCAGGACUGGAUUAUUGCACCUGAGGGCUAUGCUGCUUUCUACUGUGAUGGAGAAUGUUCCUUCCCCCUCAAUGCUCAUAUGAAUGCUACUAACCAUGCUAUAGUGCAGACCCUGGUUCAUUUGAUGUUCCCAGACAAUGUACCAAAGCCUUGCUGCGCACCAACCAAACUGAAUGCUAUCUCAGUGCUGUACUUUGAUGACAGUUCAAACGUAAUCUUGAAAAAAUACAGGAAUAUGGUUGUACGGUCAUGUGGAUGCCAUUAAAAGGGGAGGCAGCUUUUGGAAUGGCUGUUAUCAGCUCUCAAGAUGUCUGCUAUUACUGGAAAAGAAUAUCAACGUUGCAUACUUAAUCUAUUGUUUUAUGUACAGUAUUAUGUAUAUAGUAGUUCUGUGUACUGUUAUUUAUUUUUUUUUUUUCAUUUGGUGAUAAUAUUAUUUUCCAUAGUGCUUAAAUUUAAAACAGAUAAAACCUUGAUAAUUGGAAAACACUUGGUAAAUGAUUUGAUUGAUUUAAUAUUUUAAUUACAACUUUUGAAGUGCUUAGUUUAAUUCUAGAAUAUUUCUAAAUCAACAGCUGACCAUUACAUUGUUUAUAAUUUAGAACACCACGUGGCCUUAAACAAUUAAUCCUGAAAGUAGUUCAAUCCUUCCAAUGCAGCAAAUGCCGUUGACUUUUAUGUAAAAAUGAUUUAUUUUUUUUUUUUAUUUUUUUUUUUUUUAAGUGCACUGAAACAGUAUAAGGGGCCUAAGGUCAACAAAACCCUUAUUUAUAUUUUGUCAAAUAUAUGUUGAGAAACAAGCACCAUAACAUGGUUCUUAGUCUAUAAUUCAGUAACUAUUAAUUGUUAAUUUUACCAAGAUUAUCAUUAUUUAAAAAACCAUGCGUAUAAAACAAUACAAAGUAAGAGAUAAAGAAAUAUUGAGCUUUAUGUUUUGGCCUACAUAUUAUUCUGAAAUAUCUUCAUACUGUAUUCUGCAUUGAAAAAUAUAAUGCAAAUGAAUAGCCCAAUCCUUAGUUAGCACUGUAUGGAA